Triticum aestivum (bread wheat) is the source of this 1728-nucleotide messenger RNA. RefSeq names its product putrescine hydroxycinnamoyltransferase 1-like. Gene Ontology annotation, molecular function: acyltransferase activity, transferring groups other than amino-acyl groups. Bases 179 to 1528 code for a protein of 449 amino acids. The record is from RefSeq and is a predicted model, not a curated record. The transcript has a single exon. Lineage: Eukaryota; Viridiplantae; Streptophyta; Magnoliopsida; Poales; Poaceae.
GCAAGAACUUCAGGAAUUUGAAGCUCGAUACUGCACUCCAUGGGCUGGCUAAUCCUUUGAUUAAUGGAAGUGAUCACUGGACUGUGUGCGCUGUUCCUAGUAGACUACAAAAGGGAAGAAGCUCCACAUCUCCUCUUCGCUCGACCUCACCUCAGCUCAAUCAGCAGGAGAAAUUAAAAUGGGUGCGGUGCUAUCAAAGGAAAAGAAAAGGAGAAGUGGUGCCGUGGUGCAGGAGGUGAAGGUGGUGGAGUCGUGCAUGGUGGCACCCAGCGAGCAGACGCCUAGGCACGGCCUCUGGCUCUCCCCGCUCGACCUCAUGCUCGUCAACAGAGGCCACACCCCCACCGUCUACUUCUACCGCUCCGAGUCCGGCGACUUCUUUGACGUGGCGAGGCUCAAGGCGGCGAUGGCCAAGGCUCUGGUGGCCUUCUACCCCCUGGCCGGCCGUCUCGGCGUCGGCAGCCGUGACGGCAGGUUGGUCAUAGACUGCGCCGGUCAGGGCGUGCUCUUUGUCGUCGCGCGCUCGGACCUCGCCGUCGACGACUUCAGCACCUUCAAGCCGUCGCCGGAGCUAAGGAGGCUCUUUGUUCCCCGCGUCGACGAUUACUCGCCUCCCGUCAUGUGCGCCGUCCAGGUCAGCUUCUUGAAGUGCGGCGGGGUGGCACUAGGGACCGCGCUGCACCACGUCGCCGCCGACGCCAUCAGCGCCUUCCACUUCUUCCAGACUUGGUCCGCCUUCUCCCGGGACGAUGACGCGGCAGUGGCGGCGCUAGAGCCCCAGUUCCACGACCGCACCCUCCUCCGCGCGCGCUCCCCGCCCUUCGUCCACCCGGACGCGCUCACCGUCUUCUGCCCCAAGCUGAACCUCUCCACCGAGCCGUCGGCGGGGCCCGUCGUCAGCGAGGCUUUCGACAUCUCCAAGGACCAGGUCGCCGCUCUCAAGAGUGCGUGCAUCAGCGGCGACGGUGGGCGCGUCAGCACGUUCUGCGCCGUGAGCGCCCACGUGUGGCGGUGCGUGUGCGUCGCGCGCAGGCUGCCGCCGGAAGCCACGACCCGCCUCACCUUCCCGGCCAGCGUCCGGCGCAGCCUGAGGCCGCCGCUCCCUGCAGGCUACUUCGGCAACGGGAUCAUCUGGCUGGGCGCCGCGGGCCAGGUCCGGGACGUCGCCUCCUCGGAUGGCCUCGCCUCCACGGCCAGCCGCAUCAGGGGCGCCGUCCGCCGGAUGGACGACGAGCUGGUGCGCUCGGCGAUCGACUACUUCGAGCUGACCGCGGAGGCGGACAGCAAGCCAGCGCCGGGCCGCAUGGCGGAGACGGAGCUGAGGGUAAUCAGCUGGCUGGGCAUGCCGGUGUACGACGCGGACUUCGGGUGGGGGAAGCCGCUGGCGAUGCUGCGCGCCGAGGCAGAGCGCGCCGGGUUCGUCUACCUGAUGGACGGCGGGCAGGGCGCCGGCAGCGUGCACGUCGUCAUCUGUACGGAGGCCGCGAUCCUCAGCGACUUCCAACGCCUGCUAUAUGCCAAGUUCUAGCUCUAGGCAGCGCCUGACAUGAAUGGCGCCGGUCGUGACGCUGAGGUGUUCAACAGAGAGAUUACAUGCGAAAUUGUACUGUAAUUAUACAAAUAAUUAAUUUUGACAUUAGCAAAAGAUUCCUGGUUUCAUUAGCGUAACCAUACGGCCAUUACAGGAGAAUACGGCAAAAGUAGCAUGCAACAAGAAUAGAAAUUGUC